AUGAGAGCAGGGUUUUGUGGCCACCUUUGCAAGCACGGCUCUCCAGAGCCCAGCGGGGCACCUGCGGCUGGCAGCGUCGGGGACGGGCCACAUCUGUGCCUGGCACGUGGAGUACCGGGGUGCCGGCAGGGACUGACCGAGGGGCUGCCCCAUGUGAAGAAACUGCUGCUGCGUGUCCGGUUUACUCCUCCAUCAAACGGACCUGCGGAAGCGAAGCAGCCCAACUCUGCCAUCCAGCAACGUGUUAGCAUCCAGCUGAUCCAGAACGGCAGGAAAAUAACGGCCCUUCUUCCCAACGGUGGUUCCCUGAACUUCAUCAAGGAAAGUGACGAAGUUCUGGUUGCUGGCUUUGGCUGGAAGGCUCACCCUGUUGGCAACAUUCAUGGGUUCAAGGUUGUCAAAGCAGCCAGUGUUUCUCUGUUGGCCUUGUACAAGGGCAAGAAGGAGAGACCAAGAUCGUGA
Molecule: messenger RNA, 462 nt
Organism: Gavia stellata (red-throated loon)
Lineage: Eukaryota; Metazoa; Chordata; Aves; Gaviiformes; Gaviidae
Product: small ribosomal subunit protein uS12-like
Biological process (GO): translation
Cellular component (GO): ribosome; cytosolic small ribosomal subunit
Molecular function (GO): structural constituent of ribosome
Source: RefSeq, a predicted model, not a curated record